Lemur catta (Ring-tailed lemur) is the source of this 6292-nucleotide messenger RNA. RefSeq names its product KN motif and ankyrin repeat domains 1 (gene KANK1). Gene Ontology annotation, molecular function: protein binding. Gene Ontology annotation, cellular component: cytoplasm; cytoskeleton. The record is from RefSeq and is a predicted model, not a curated record. NCBI's taxonomy places the organism in Eukaryota, Metazoa, Chordata, Mammalia, Primates, Lemuridae. Bases 210 to 4265 code for a protein of 1351 amino acids. Gene Ontology annotation, biological process: negative regulation of actin filament polymerization. The transcript is spliced from 12 exons.
AGUGGUAGUCACUGUACUGGAUGGACUUCUGAGCUAUUGAACUACUUCCAUCUUUUGACCAUACUAGGAAAUUGUCCAUGGAGUUGAAAUAUUUAUUGCAGUAAUUUCUGGCCUUACACAAUUAAGGUUGAAUGCGUUUGGGAACUUGAUGCAUAAAAUUUGCACGACUCCUCACUCCUUUCUGGAUCUGUCAUUGGAUUUGAGCCGGCAUGGCUCACACUGCAAAGGUUAACGGCUGUGCCUCAGGUAAAGCAGAUGACGUUUUGAAUGGAGACCGUGACAAAGAACAGAAAGACCUGUAUUUUGUGGAGACACCCUAUGGUUAUCAACUAGACUUAGAUUUCCUUAAAUACGUGGAUGACAUACAGAAGGGAAACACCAUCAAGAAACUUAACAUCCAGAAGAGGCGGAAGCCGUCUGUGCCAUGCCCAGAACCCAGGGCCACACCUGGUGUAUGGACUUCUACCGAAUCCCUCUCAUCUUCCAACAGUGAUGACAACAAGCAGUGUCCCAACUUCCUUCUAGCCAGAAGCCAAGUUACAUCAACUCCAGUCCCAAGGCCACCUGCCCCUCUGGAGACCUCACCCCCUUUUCUUACCAUCCCAGAAAAUCGACAGCUGCCACCCCCCUCACCACAACUCCCAAAGCACAACCUUCAUGUCACCAAGACACUGAUGGAAACCCGAAGAAGACUGGAACAGGAGAGAGUCACCAUGCAGAUGACACCGGGUGAGUUCAGAAGGCCCAGGCUGGCCAGUUUUGGAGGCAUGGGCUCCACGAGCUCCCUCCCCUCCUUUAUGGGUUCUGGAAACCACAAUCCUGCCGUGCACCAGCUUCAGAAUGGAUACCACGGUAACGGGGAUUACGGUAGCUAUGCCCCAGCUGCUGCCACCACUUCCUCCAUGGGCAGCUCCAUCCGCCACAGUCCCCUGAGCUCGGGGAUCUCCACCCCAGUGACUAACGUGAGCCCCAUGCACCUGCAGCACAUCCGCGAGCAGAUGGCUAUUGCCCUGAAACGCCUGAAGGAGCUUGAGGAGCAGGUGCGAACCAUCCCCGUGCUCCAGGUGAAGAUCUCAGUCUUACAAGAGGAGAAAAGGCAGUUGGCCUCCCAGCUGAAAAACCAAAGGGCUGCAUCCCAGAAUGAUAUCUGUGGUAUGAGGAAGCGGUCUUACAGUGCAGGGAAUGCCUCCCAGCUGGAACCUCCCUCCCGGGCCCGGAGAAGCAGCGGGGAAUUGUACAUUGACUACGAGGAAGAAGAGAUGGAGAGCGUAGAGCAGAGCACACAGAGGAUAAAGGAGUUCCGACAGCUCACAGCGGACAUGCAGGCCCUGGAGCAGAAGAUCCAGGACAGCAGCUGUGAGGCCGCCUCAGAGCUCAGGGAGAAUGGAGAGUGCCGGUCUGUGGCUGUGGGUGCCGAGGAGGACAUGAAUGACAUUGUCGUGUACCACAGAAGCUCCAGGUCCUGUAAGGAUGCAGCUGUGGGGACAGUGAUUGUAACGAGGAAUUACGGGGUCAGUGUGACAGAGGCCAUGCUUGGAGUGACCACUGAAGCUGACAAAGAAAUUGAGCUGCAACAGCAGACCAUAGAAGCCUUAAAGGAAAAGAUCUACCGCCUAGAAGUACAGCUUAAAGAAACCACCCACGACCGGGAGAUGACAAAAUUAAAACAAGAACUUCAGGCUGCUGGAUCGAGGAAAAAGGUUGACAAAGCCAUGAUGGCCCAGCCGCUGGUUUUCAGCAAGCUGGUGGAGGCAGUGGUGCAGACCCAAGACCAAAUGGUUGGCGGUCACGUGGAUGUGGUGGACACGUGUGUCGGGACCUCUGUGCAAACAAACAGCGUAGGCAUCUCCUGCCAGCCUCAAUGUAAGGAGAAAGUCUCGGGGCCCGAGCUGCCCAUGAAUUGGUGGAUUGUUAAGGAGAGGGUAGAAAUGCAUGACCGUUGCACUGGGAGGUCUGUGGACUCGUGUGACAAGAGUGUGGGUGUGGAAGUCAGCGUCUGUGAAACAGGCAGCAACACAGAGGAGUCUGUGAAUGACCUGACACUCCUCAGGACAAACUUGAAUCUCAAAGAAGUGCGAUCCAUUGGUUGUGGAGAUUGUUCUGUCGAUGUGACUGUCUGCUCUCCAAAGGAGUGUACCUCCCGGAGUGUGAACACUGAGGCUGUUGGCCAGGCGGAAGUUGCUGUCAUGGCGGUGCCUCAUACCUCAAGCCGGCACACCAGUAUGGUUUUGGAACAGGUGAACCAGUCCACCAACACCGAGAUGGCCACCCUCAUGGAAUCCUGCACCAACACUUCCCUAAGCACCCUGGACAAGCAGACCAGCACCCAGACUGUGGAGAUGCGGACGGUGGCUGUGGGAGAAGGUCGUGUCAAGGAUGUCAACUCCUCCACCAAGAUGCGGUCCGUUGGUGUUGGAACAUUGCUUUCCGGCAAUGCUGGGUUUGACAGGCCAUCAGCUGUGAAGACCAAAGAGUCAGGCGUGGGGCAGAUAAAUAUUAACGACAACUAUCUGGUUGGCCUGAAAAUGAGGACCAUAGCUUGUGGGCCUCCACAGUUGGCUGUGGGGCUAGCAGCCAGCAGGAGGAGCGUGGGUGUUGGGGACGAGCCUGUAGGGGAGUUCCUGGAGAACCCCCAGCCCCAGGCUCCCUCUGGGAUGAUGACUGGCUUGGAUCACUACAUUGAACGGAUCCAGAAACUGUUGGCAGAGCAGCAAACACUGCUGGCUGAGAACUAUAGUGAACUGGCAGAAGCUUUUGGGGAGCCUCACUCCCAAAUUGGCUCCCUCAAUUCACAGCUCAUCAGCACCCUGUCAUCCAUCAACUCUGUCAUGAAGUCUGCAAGUUACGAAGAGCUGAGGAACCCUGACCUCCAGAAAACCAGCCUGGGAAGACUCACAGGAAAUAAUUUGGAAUAUACCUGUAAGUGUGGAGGCCUUCAGUCAAGAGGGCCAAUAAGCACCCAGAUAUCCCGGCAUGAGCAAGAGGCGGGGACCACGGAUGGCAAAGCCCUCAGCAGCCAGGACGCCUUCCCCACCCAGGAGUGUGCGCUGUCUCCGCUGAACCUGACAGAUGACCAGAUAGCUGCUGGCCUCUACGUAUGUACAAGUAAUGAAAGUACGCUGAAGUCCAUCAUGAAGAAGAAAGAUGGUAACAAAGAUUCAAAUGGCACGAAAAAGAAUCUUCAGUUUGUUGGCAUUAAUGGAGGGUAUGAAACAACUUCAAGUGAUGAUUCCAGCUCAGAUGAAAGCUCUUCUUCCGAGUCAGAUGACGAGUGUGAUGUCAUUGAAUAUCCUCCUGAAGAAGAGGAGGAGGAGGAAGAGGAGGAUGAAGACACUCGGGGAAUGGCAGAAGGGCACCAUGCAGUUAAUAUUGAAGGUUUCAAGUCUGCCAGGGUGGAAGAUGAGAUGCAGGUUCAAGAAUGUGAACCUGAGAAGGUGGAGAUCAGAGAGAGGUAUGAGUUAAGUGAAAAGAUGUUGUCUGCAUGCAACUUACUGAAAAAUAAUAUAAAUGACCCCAAAGCUUUGACCAGCAAAGAUAUGAGGUUCUGUCUGAACACCCUCCAGCACGAGUGGUUCCGCGUGUCCAGUCAGAAAUCAGCCGUUCCAGCCAUGGUGGGGGACUACAUAGCUGCUUUUGAGGCCAUCUCCCCAGACGUCCUCCGCUACGUCAUCAACAUGGCCGACGGCAACGGCAACACGGCCCUCCACUAUAGCGUGUCCCACUCCAACUUUGAGAUUGUGAAGCUGCUGUUGGACGCUGAUGUGUGUAACGUGGAUCACCAGAACAAGGCGGGCUACACCCCCAUCAUGCUGGCGGCCCUUGCUGCCGUGGAAGCAGAAAAGGACAUGCGGGUUGUGGAAGAACUCUUUGGCUGUGGGGACGUGAAUGCCAAAGCCAGCCAGGCGGGGCAGACGGCCCUCAUGCUGGCCGUCAGUCACGGGCGGAUAGACAUGGUGAAGGGCCUGCUGGCCUGCGGGGCUGACGUCAACAUCCAGGACGACGAGGGCUCCACAGCCCUCAUGUGUGCCAGCGAGCACGGGCACGUGGAGAUCGUGAAGCUGCUGCUGGCCCAGCCAGGCUGCAACGGCCACCUGGAGGACAACGAUGGCAGCACCGCGCUCUCGAUAGCCCUGGAAGCAGGACACAAGGACAUCGCUGUUCUCCUCUAUGCCCAUGUCAACUUCGCAAAAGCCCAGUCUCCGGGCACGCCUAGGCUUGGAAGGAAGACGUCUCCUGGCCCCACCCACCGAGGUUCAUUUGAUUGAUUACAUGCAAAUCGCUCUCCAUUUACACGCCACCAUUAAGCUGCUAAUUGUUCCUGUUGGGGUGACAGAUACUGAAUGUAUAUGUGUUGUGCCUGAGCUCACCAGCAAACAGAAGCAUAAAGCCAAGGGCUAAAGGCUGAAGCUUUCGCAGUGCAGAGACUGCCAGCCUGGGCUCGCACGCCUCCUUUCUGGCCCUCCUCUCUGUGUAGGGCACACUUGAACCCAGUCUCUGGUGCUGGCGAGUCUCUGCUCCGUUAUGUACAGUCGUAGGAAACUGUAACCUGACCUGAAUGGGCACCUUCUGUUCCUUCUCUCCACUCCCCCACCACCACCACCACCACCACCACUAAGAAGUGUCAGGUUCUCAUUGACAUCAUGUUUUAAAAUUUUUCCACAAAUAUUUAUAUUUACUAAGUGUGGAAUCAUUGGAAAUCUCUUCCAAAAUUCCAUUCCAAGGUGAUGUUCCUUUUGUCUGUAUUCUUUUAAAGUAAGGAAGUUUAGAUGCCUUUGACUAUCAGCAACUGGGGCCUGGGCUGGUAGUUUCUGAUUUAAAAAUAGAAGACGGAAUUCUCAAAAAGUACAGAACUUACAAAAGGAAGUAUUGUUAAUUGGUUUUAUCUAGGUGGAUGUAUUAUAUGACUUUUUAUAUAAAAGGUGUCUAUAUGAAAUUGACACAGUAUUUUCAACUUUUAUAUUCUAUAGUAAUUAAAGACAUGAACUAUAUGUAACAUUACCAUAUUUUUAUUAAUAAUGGCGCAACCCUGUAUCUAUUGAUAAAGGUUGGAUUGCGUUAGAGGAAUUGGCUAUCAUUUGCCUCUAGAGAAACACCGUGUAGUUCUUUGUAUUUAUGGAUUGAUUCCUUCGUACCGUGUCACAUUUACUUUGGUCCUAUAUGUAUUUAAAUGUUUGAAGUGCCUUAGACUCUUGCCAUAUUUCCAAAAUAAAAUUUCAUUACGCUCUCUUCCUUGAUCUCCAACAGCCGUCUGCCCCGGUCCUGUUGACUUACAGCAGUGUCAGCAAACGCUGAUGGAUGGACUGAGCAGGGAGGGCACGCAUGCUGUCUACUGGUCUCGAGACUCAGGAGGCUGAAAUUUGAGACCUUAUUAGGCAAACAGCUUAUAUCAAGACAGGUAACCUCCAAGGGCAGCCUCUGAGUUGGGUCUUCUCAGGGGCAGAAGCAAUCCUUGGCUCUAAUUUUGGGUGCAACUGCCGGGUGACUUGUUGAAAUGUAUAGCAACAAGAAAGGAGAGACACCUGGACAGUCCUUUUAUUUCAGCAUGCAGUUGCCCAAACAGCACCUGUUUUCAAGUUCUUUUUAAAGAGUAAAGAGAAUUGGGACCAUCUCAUUAAAAUGGAGAAGCAUGACAGCCAAAAUUCAAACUGUUUGGGCAUAGUUGCUGGUGAUGCAUUUUAACCAAGGCCGUUUGGGAGAGCCAGGUGCAUCAGAGAAAUAGCACUGAAACUUGUGUUUCCCUCCUUCCUUCCCUCCCUUUUUUAAAAUUUGAGCUCAAGAAAGAGGCCAGAGAGUGGACUUUUCCAAUAGGUAUUUCAUUUUAAUGCCUGCUUCACAGAGUUGAAGUGUGACUCUUUCAGAGAAGAGGAGCUGGGGAGCAGCAGUGAGAGUCGCGUUGGCAAUGCAGGCAGACCUGGGCAGUGGCACACUGGUCUCCUGGGACCACAAAGGACUGUCUUCUGCCAUGAACCAUGAAAACGAGGUCACAGCCACCUGGAGUCAUAAGCCUCUCUUUCCCUCUCAGGACAGAUCUGUUGGCUCUGGGAUUCGGACUAAAUUUCAGUUCAGGUAGUUAUUCAAGCCCAAGUUCCUACACAUCCAAAAUGGCACAAUAAAUUAAAGCAGAAGAGUGUGUGUUUGGAAGAGAAGUGGAGCCCUGCAUUGUCUGUCCCUUAACAGCAAGACAUGCCUUUUCAGCAAAGCAGACUGUAUCUUGGGUAGAUUGUUGGCCUGGGAAUUUUUUUGUUCCAUUGGAGAAAGGAAAGGCAUUAAUAUAAAUGCAUUAGAAAAUGAA